AUGUCAGCCGCCAGACACGAUGAGAUCCCGGAAUCGGAACUAAGCGAGAUAUACGCCUUUGCUAUUCAGCUUGGCAAAGAUGCUGGAACGAUAUUACUCGAGAGUCUACAUGAGCGACGUCGAGAUGAUGUGGAUGGAGAGAAGCAAGAAAUUGUCGAGGAGUUGGUGAUGGAAGAGAAGAUGAAUGCCGUUGAUAUUGUGACCAAAACUGAUAAUGAAGUCGAGGAAUUCAUACACGCCUCCAUCCAGAAGCGAUAUCCUUCACAUGCAUUCAUCGGAGAAGAGACUUACUCCAAGGGAGCAUCGAAGGAUUAUCUUGUCAAGAACGAACCGACCUGGAUUGUUGAUCCACUCGACGGGACCGUCAAUUUCACGCAUUCUUUCGUCAUGUUCUGUGUCAGUAUUGCGUUGGUAGUCAACCAGAAGCCAGUCGUUGGAGUGGUAUAUGCGCCGUUACUCAACCAACUAUUCUCUGCCUGCAAGGGCAAAGGAGCAUGGUUGAAUGAAGCGACGAAACUGCCACUCCUUGGGAGUGUCGGGGUUGGACCGAUCCCCAAAAAUGCACCCUCGAAAUGUGUCUUUUCAUGUGAAUGGGGCAAGGACCGUAGAGAUAGACCGGAUGGCAAUCUCCAUCGGAAAGUGGACAGUUUUCUGAACAUGGCUGCUGAAGUGGGGGGCCGUGAUGGGAAAGGAGGGAUGGUUCAUGGAGUGAGAAGUCUUGGAAGUGCCACUCUAGACCUAGCAUAUGUGGCCAUGGGGGCAUUUGAUAUCUGGUGGGAAGGUGGUUGUUGGGAAUGGGAUGUAGCUGCAGGGAUUUGUUUGUUGCAAGAAGCUGGAGGCUUAAUCACCACUGCCAAUCCGCCAGAGGAUAUUCAAACGUCCAAGAUUGAAGAUGCCAAUCUGGGCGGUCGGCUUUAUCUCGCUAUCAGACCUGCAAGUGGUACUCUGGAGGAGACCGGAAGACAAGGCCAGGAACGACUAGUCAGAGAAGUCUGGCGAAGGGUUCGCACAUUGGAUUAUACCAGACCGGGGGUUAAGGCUUAG
Messenger RNA from Exophiala bonariae, 1044 nucleotides. RefSeq lists its product as uncharacterized. The record is from RefSeq and is a predicted model, not a curated record. The transcript has 2 exons. Bases 1 to 1044 code for a protein of 347 amino acids. Gene Ontology annotation, biological process: inositol metabolic process; phosphatidylinositol phosphate biosynthetic process; signal transduction. Lineage: Eukaryota; Fungi; Ascomycota; Eurotiomycetes; Chaetothyriales; Herpotrichiellaceae. Gene Ontology annotation, molecular function: inositol monophosphate 1-phosphatase activity.